UGUGGUUUAGCAAAUAAAUUGGAUUACACUUAAAUAGAGAACAGAAUGAUUCAUUAUCCUACAUUAUCCUCGAGACAAAAACUGCAAAAGUAGUCAUUAGAUUCGAGGUAAGGUCGUUUUUAAGCUGCGGCUAUUUCCUGAGCUGCAGCCACCUCGCUAUUCCGGCCAAGCUGCAUGGUCCCAAGGGUGACCGGAUUAACGAGAGUCUACUGUAUAAUAUGCAACUGUGCUGGGCUAGAAAACAACAUUUUCUUGGCCUACGAGGUGUAUGACGAUCAGAUAUUCUAUCAAAUAGUUGAUGCUGUGUGUGCAACACUAGGAAUGGAUUGUGACACUCUUCUGUUCAACUUUGGUUACUACACAUUUUCAGUCUACUGGCGAAACUCUACUCACGACACCCUUCUCUACUGCCUGGGGGACAGUGUACAAGAGCUGAUACAAAAUUUAAACGCCCUUCAUCACCACCUUUCUUCAAGGUAUGACAAGAUGAUUGCUCCGGCCUUCACUUGCAACACUGUGCCUGAGGGUCUGCUUGUGCACUAUCACAGCGCCAGACCAGGACUAGGAGAGUAUGUUAGAGGUAUCAUCACUGGAUUGGCUAAUCACAUGUAUCGGCUGAAUGUCAACGUGGAGAUGCUGGAACAUGAGACUGUUUCAGCAAGGGCAACAAAGCACUACUAUAAAUUUCGGAUCACACUGAAUGGGGUUAAAGAUGAGAUUACAUUGUCAAAGCUCCAUGGAAUCAAAAACAAGAAAGUGGGAGUGAUAAGGGAUAUAAAAAAAGUUAAAGCAAACUUCCACAUUAUCAAGUCGAAGUCUGAAUUCGAAACUGAGCCCAAAAUAAAUCCCAUAACAUCCACUGAUGUUGACUGGCCUGUUACACCUGAGAUAUUUGAGUCCAUUGCUCCAUACCAUUUGAUCUUUAAUUCGGACCUUAAGAUACUAAGAAUGAGUGUUCCAUUUUCAAGGAUAAUUGAGUGCCAGCACAUCACUGACCAUCCUAAGAUUGGAGACCUAUUCGAUAUUGAGAUUCCUCAAGUGGAGUUGACACAUGGUAACAUAUUGAAUGAGUCGAAUGCUUUGUUUAUCCUCUCGGUGAAACACAGUACUAGCUAUGGUGUCGUAUCAAAACGAACUCUUCGUCCGAGUUUCCGGGGGCAAAUGUGUCCAUUUUCGUCAUCUCUAGAUUCACCGAUUCUUUUUCUUGCUUCUCCUGCUGUGAACAGCUUUGAGCAGCUUGAACAGAUGGGUCUGAGUAUAGCAGACAUUGGAAAGAGCAGCUCCUUGCACGUCCUCCUAGAAAGCAACAAUGAUUACACCCCACAGAUGGAUUUAUCCAGGCAGCUAGAAAAGGCCAAAAAUCAACUGGAAAUGGAAAAAGCUGCAGUAGAGAAAGCCAGAAGACACACUGAUCUGAUACUACAUAGAAUGCUCCCAGUGAAAGUAGCCAGUGUCUUAAAACAAAACGGAUAUGUGGCUCCAAUGGAGUUUUCACAAGUGUCAAUUCUCUUCACAGCAAUCGCAGACUUUCAAAAGAUUUGCAAAGAGACCAGUUCUCAUCAAGUGGUCACAAUGCUUAACGAUCUGUUUACACGAUUUGAUAAUCUGUUGGAAACUUAUCAAGUCUACAAGGUUGAAACAGUGGCAGACUCGUACAUGAUGGCAGCUGGUUUCCCUGACACUGCCAAAAAGCAUGCUCACGCUGUCACUAAAAUGGCGUUUGAGAUGAGAAGAGAAGUGAAAGAGAUGAAUAGCACAUACUCUUACAACAUUGAGAUUUUGAUAGGCGUCCACUCGGGUCCUGUGGUAACCGGUGUUAUCGGCACAAAACAACCACGCUACUGUCUGUUUGGAGAUACUGUGAACACUGCUAGUAGAAUGAACUCCACUGGAGAGCCUGAUCGGAUUCACAUCAGCCAAGAAACGUUCAAGCACAUCUGUGAUGAUUCUUCCUACCACUUUAUCAGUCGAGGGAAGAUCUUUGUAAAAGGCCUUGGGUUACGAGCUACCUACUUUGUGGAGGAGGACCAAAAUAUCACUGUGCACACGCAUGAUAAUGACACUUUGGAAGUGACCUCUAUAGACAGAGAAGAUCAUCAAUCAGAGCUAUAGCUAGAGCAUAAUGUUAUCUCCUGAACAACUCUGAAUUCUUGUUGUUGUGAAUGCUUAUUUUUGUUGUUUAUGAAGGAUAAUAAUAAUAGCAUCGAGUCCAUC
Halichondria panicea is the source of this 2214-nucleotide messenger RNA. Its product is annotated as guanylate cyclase soluble subunit beta-2-like. The record is from RefSeq and is a predicted model, not a curated record. Gene Ontology annotation, biological process: cGMP biosynthetic process; response to oxygen levels. Bases 175 to 2112 code for a protein of 645 amino acids. Gene Ontology annotation, cellular component: guanylate cyclase complex, soluble. The transcript is spliced from 7 exons. Lineage: Eukaryota; Metazoa; Porifera; Demospongiae; Suberitida; Halichondriidae. Gene Ontology annotation, molecular function: guanylate cyclase activity; heme binding.